Molecule: messenger RNA, 1215 nt
Organism: Euleptes europaea (tarantolino)
Lineage: Eukaryota; Metazoa; Chordata; Lepidosauria; Squamata; Sphaerodactylidae
Product: acyl-CoA (8-3)-desaturase-like
Exons: 12
Coding region: 136-1215 (359 amino acids)
Biological process (GO): lipid metabolic process
Cellular component (GO): membrane
Molecular function (GO): oxidoreductase activity, acting on paired donors, with oxidation of a pair of donors resulting in the reduction of molecular oxygen to two molecules of water
Source: RefSeq, a predicted model, not a curated record
AGGAAGGUCUACGACAUCAGCCGCUUCCGCAAGCGGCACCCGGGGGGCUCCCGGGUCAUUGGCAGCUACGCGGGCCAGGACGCCACGGAUCCUUUCAUAGCGUUUCACAUUGAUAAAACUCAAGUAAAGAAGUACAUGAAACAACUUAUGAUUGGGGAACUGGCACCGGAUCAGCCCAGCUUUGAGCCCAGCAAAAAUAAAUUAUUAGUAGAGGACUUCCGAGAGCUCCGGUCCACUGUUGAGAAGAUGGGACUCCUGAAACCAAACCCACUCUACUUCUUUGUGAUUCUUCUCCACAUCUUACUGCUAGAUGCUGCAGGGUGGUUUGUCCUGUGGUACUUUGGGGCAUCUGUGACUACUUUCAUUAUUGCUACAACUCUGCUGCUGAUUGCUCAGUCCCAAGCAGGUUGGCUACAGCACGACUUGGGGCACCUUUCAGUCUUCAGCAAUACAAAAUUCAACCACAUUGUUCAUGAGUUUGUGAUGUGCCAUCUAAAGGGUCUUUCAGCCAACUGGUGGUGUUUUCACCAUUCUCAGCACCAUGCAAAACCCAACUGCUUCCUAAAGGACCCAGAUCUUGAAAUGCAUCCCACAAUUUUUUCUUUAGGAAAACCUCUUUCUGAAGAGCUAGGCAGGCAGAAGAAAAAGUACAUGCCUUACAAUCAUCAGCACAAGUACUUCUUCUUCACAAUGCCCCUGGCUGUAGUUCCAAUAUUUCAGAUAUACUCAAUUUAUUUCAUAUUCCAACGCAAACUAUGGAGGGAGUUGGCAUGGAGUGCUACAUAUUUCAUCCGAUUUUUUAUUACCUUUGUGCCCUUACUGGGAAUGAAAGUGGUUUUGGGACAACUUUUUCUGCUCAAUAUACUAGAGAGUAUCGUGUUUACAUGGAUAUCUCAACUGAACCAUAUUCCUAUGCACAUUGAUUAUGAUGGAAACAUGGACUGGUUCACUACACAGCUCCUGGCAACCUGUAAUGUGAACCAAUCAUUCUUCAAUGACUGGGUAACAGGGCAUCUGAAUUUUCAGAUUGAGCAUCACCUUUUCCCUACGAUGCCUCGACACAACUUCUGGAAGGUGGCCCCUUUGGUGAAGUCUUUGUGUGCCAAGCAUGGUAUUGAAUAUCAGUCAAAGCCCCUGUUUUCUGGCUUUGCAGAUAUUAUAUAUUCUUUGAAGGAUUCAGGAGAGAUCUGGCUCGAGGCAUUUAAUCAUGCCUAA